Messenger RNA from Durusdinium trenchii, 2040 nucleotides. NCBI's taxonomy places the organism in Eukaryota, Dinophyceae, Suessiales, Symbiodiniaceae. The record is from the annotation of a GenBank genome assembly.
CCUGGCUUUCGCGUGGAUGGAGGGCCAUGGUGCCGAGCGAAGACGUGGAGGGUGUGCCGGACACUGUGGAGAACCAUCAUGACGACCCAGUCGCACAGGAGUGGGAGAUAGCUGUCGCCACGGGUUUUCACAUGUUCUUUGAAUUGGAGACCGGAGGAUUGGAGGAUGAGGAUGAGAUUCUGGCCGCCCUUCGGCAAGAAGAGAUCACCGAGCGAGUGGGGAAGAUCCUCUCUCGCAUGACACCGUGUGGGGUCGACAUCCUCCGUGGGACCAAGGCUUAUCAGGUUCUACAAGGCUUCGGCUCACCCUUGCGGCAUCCGAGCCCUUCUCUCCAUGCGAAGAGCUAUCCCACCGAAAAGAUUCAGACGUUUUGUAGCCACAGCUGGCAGGGGUGGUGGUUGGCCAAAUAUCUCACCCUCCUGCUGUUUUACAAUGGCACAGCUGCUGCUGUAGUCUCAUCCAUAGGGGCUGCCAUAGCUGCUGGCCUCUUUUGCUUCGACGUCCUGCCAAUAUUGAAAGCCGAGGAUUCGCAAUACUGGUCGUCCUUUUGGGCAGUGAUUGUGGGUGGGCUACUGUAUGUCAUCACGCUGCUCUUUUGGCGGCGUUCAUCCUCUCUCUUCCUUGACACCAUCUGCAUCGAUCAAGUGGACCCAGCCCGAAAGUCCAAAGGCCUGUUCAGCAUGGGCGCUUUUCUGAAGUCUUCCAACUCAAUGCUUGUGCUGUGGGACGCCUCAUACUGCUCUCGCUUGUGGUGCAUGUUCGAGGUGGCCGGAUUUCUCCGGAGCCGUCCUGACAGUGAGAAGCCAAGACUAAUCAUGAGGCCGACCAUACUGGGCCCAUGUUACAUCUUGCAGACCUUCACCGUCUUCAUUGUUUUUGUGAGUGUUGGCCUUGUACCUGAUCAUACUCCAUGGGUGUUCUUUGCUUUUCAGGCAUUGGUUUGCUUCUGUGGGUUUUACAUCAAUGUUGCUGCCUACCGGAACUAUUUCUCGUCCAUCGAGAAGAUGCAAGCUGAAUUGUGCGGUUUUGCCUUGCAAAACACAGCUUCCGAUUGCUGCAGCAGAGAGCACAAGCUGCCAAACGGAGACAAGAUGAUAUGUGACCGGGAUUGUAUUUGUAAGUGCAUUUCCGCAUGGUUUGGUCGCCUGGACAACUUUGAGAACAGAGUUCGGACUGAGGUGUUAAGCUGUCUAACUGAACAGCUUACUACUCAAUUCUUCACCUAUAGACAGUGCGUGACCACCAUGGUUCCAAUUCUUUGGUCCUUCAUGGACACUGGCUCUGCGCAUGUGCGCUUGAGUCAGAAGCCUGACCAUCUCCCAUGGCUCAUGGGAGCCAGAGAGAUGGCUCGAGGAUUUGCAUGGUGGCUGGGCGUUGCUCCAGUCGCCUUGCUGGCUGGCUUUCGGAUCUCCUUCUACCUGCGGCGAAGAUGGAAUUGUGGUAGGUGUGAUUUUUGGCUCAACGUCCCACCCCUCCUGGCCGUCGUUGUGGUCGUUGCCAUCAUGGUGCAACUGGAACAGUUGUGCUUUGGUGCCUUCCGGGCCAAGUCGGAAUUUCUGGUGAAUAUGCUGGUCUUUGCAGCUGUGGUCCUUCCCCUCGCAGCUCUUCUCUUCGGAUGUGUUGGUGCGCAUCCAGGCAUGAACCGCAAAAAGGCUGAGAUACGCUACUCGCCGCGGAGUCCUUCCUCAUGACAAGGGGGCAUGAAAGAAGCACCGGCGUAAGCAGGAGUUGGAUGGACAAGGCAUUUUGAACUUACGACAUGUGGCACCAGCCGCGACAUGCCUGGUGUCCACAGUCUCACUGGCUGCGUUGCGGUCUGCAGCUGGAGAGAAGAAGAAUCGUGAAUCCUUUUUGUGCCUGGGUUGGGUUUUAGCAGGCUUUUGUACAGCUUCUCUCAGAAGCUAACGAGGAGCUUUGUAUACUGGCUCAAGUACAUAUCAAGGUGAGGAGCGCCAGUCCUACCAAGGUGGUUGUUUACCACUCACAACCAUGUCUCACAAUGUUCUCAUGUUCGCGCAGGUCAUGUCAGAAUUAUUUGUU